Molecule: messenger RNA, 8136 nt
Organism: Geosmithia morbida
Lineage: Eukaryota; Fungi; Ascomycota; Sordariomycetes; Hypocreales; Bionectriaceae
Product: ubiquitin carboxyl-terminal hydrolase 34
Exons: 5
Biological process (GO): protein deubiquitination
Cellular component (GO): nucleus; cytosol
Molecular function (GO): cysteine-type deubiquitinase activity; cysteine-type endopeptidase activity
Source: RefSeq, a predicted model, not a curated record
AUGGAUUUCUCAGAGCUACAACAGCCUCUACCCCCACGCCAUCCAUCUUCAGAGCCGGCAUCGACUCGUCCUAAGCCAUUUGACGACGCUGACGACAUUGAUACGGCUUCUGCACGGAAGCGCCGCCGGACCUCGCGCUCCGUCGAGAACUCGAGUGACCCCGCCGUCCACCACAAAGACGACGACGACGACGUCGUCGUUAUCGAGUCCGACUCCAUCCUCUGCGGCCAGGUCCACAUCCCCGACCGCCUCCGGUCAGACCACAAGACCCCCCAGACCUCCCCGACCCUUCAGCGCUCCAUGAGCUCCGACCAAAAAGACCAACAAGACCAACAAGACCAGACGGGCCCCCCCUCCUCGAGCAAGGUCACAUUGAAUCUUCGCACCCCAGCCCGAGCUGAGAGCAUGGACGACUCCGAGUCGUCGCUGGGGUCCCUGACAUCACGCGGGGCCCCUGCCCUUCGCCAUGAUGCUACCGUCCUGGACUCCGACGUACCUGACGUACCCGACCGCGACCUUGCCGACCAGGACGCCGUCGACCUGGUCCAGAGCGAUACCCAGUCUUCCUCUUCCUUGGACUCGGGAAGCCCCCCCGUCGAGCUCGUCCAGGACCCCGACGAUGAGAUUUCUCUCGACACCGCCGGGGCUGCUGUUUCCCUGGCCGACCAGCUCCAUUUUGCCCUUGACCCGACCGAGACCUUCCCCUAUCAGGACACCCAGGAGCCCCUCUAUGAGACGGCCAACCGUCUGCUUCACUACCUGAAUUCCCACGCUUCUCCCGAUCUCACUAUUCUCGAGGACAUUUCCCAAUGGUUCGCCCGAUAUGUCGACUUCGUCCGAGGGGCGGAGAACAGCCGUGUCGCUCUGUCCCUGCGGUCGAAUCAGACUUUCUGGUCCAUAUUUCCCAGCGUUGUACUUCCCAUGCUGAGGCCACCACUGCAUAGGGUCCCCAAUUAUCGUAAUCUCGUCUUGAGGUUUUACAGCAACUUCAUCGAGCUGGCAGUGUACACUCUCAAAGUCGACCUUCAGAGCCUUCGGGCUGCGCAGGCAUCCGGGGCCAACGGCGGGCACCCCCCCAUACAGCUGCACUCGGUGCCCUUCAUGGCCCAGCUCUACGUGCUCACCCGACGCGACGCAGUAGCCGACGUCGACCCGGAAGUCACCUUGCUGGAAGAAUACGGUACUCUGUCAGACGACGUCUCCAUGUUCAUGGACAAGCUCGAAUCGUGCUCCAACGAUAUCUUCGCUCUCCUCGCCAACUUUGCAACCACCUUGGUCGCCGUCCUUCCGGCCAACCCCAAGUUGGUAGAGGCCAUGAGCGCUCUGACCCAUGUCAUCACGAACGUUGUGGACGAGUCGAUAGCGCGCGGGGAAGCGUCUCCCGCUGACGACGGCCAGCUCCGCGUCGCCAACGUGCGCCUCGAAGAGGGCCAUGAGCUCUGGUCCUUGAUGUCGGCCUGCUUGUCGGGACUGAUAGACAAGCACGUCACUCAAGUGCCAAAGGAGGCCGUCUCCUUCUCCAUCACGGCCCUGUCAGAGCUUCUCAUGGUCUGCCUUUCGGGCUCUCACAAGGCUGCCGUCGACAUGACGCUGCAGCACACCAGGAGCCAUCCCAGCAUGGCGCCAGCGUCCACGGCCGAGGCCAUUGCGCAGGAGUGGCGCUUCGGCAUGCUGGAGAGGCUCAUUCGCUGCAGCCAGAUGCAGCUUCGAGUGACAGGCGCGGCUACCCUGUGCAGCGAGCUCGUCGGCCUGUGGAAGAGAGUCGGGGAGGACUCGGCCAACCCCCUUUUGAACCACGUCGCACAGCACCUACUCCGGAGUGGCUUGAUCGAGUACAUCAUCGGACCAAACAGCCACCCGGAGAUUAUUAUCGAGAGCGCCAACGUCGUUGGGUUCCUGGUCGUCUCCAAGAUGUAUCAGCGGGAACACACUGAUCGCCUGUGGCAGGCCAUAACGUGCUGCCAGGACCCUAGAGUCGGCGAAGCGCUGACCCGCAUGGUGAUCACAAUCAUGAAUCUCUUUGACUAUCCGACAUUGUCCUACCUCUGCGGGAAGUUUGAGGAGCUACCCAUUGCCAGCUUCACCGCCUCUACCCGCUCCUUCUGGGACAACUUGAUGCAGCACAUGGUGGCUAAAUAUCGUCAAGACCAUGACCACCUCACCUACCAGCCAUACAACCUUUGUCUGCGACUGCUCCGCGAAUCGUCCAUCGUCAACAGCGGCAAGGCCUCGCAUCCAGACCUGCAGACCAUGGCAACCCAGAAACUCUCGGAGCUCCUGCAAUACGGCCCAGACGUCACCGGCCGGGAACGCCUGUACCAGAGCUGCCUCGAAGAUCUUUCACAGAAGACGCCGACGACGCUAGGGAGCCUGUGGUGCCUCUCCAUGACUAUCAGGUCCAACGUCGCCCAUGAGAUGCAGACACUCGCCCGGGAGCAUGACCUGGCACGCCUCCUUGUCGGCGAGCUUGAGAAUGCCGUCAAGGCAGGGGCUGUCAAUAGCUCUGCCGGGGCCACUGUUCCCGUCGUGUCCGGAAACGCCAAUCGGCCUCGGUUAGAAUUCCUUGCCAACCUCAUACGCUACCAGCCUGACGCUGUCGGUGAUGAGUUGGGCCGGAAGCUGUGGGAUCUCUUGGUCGGUCCGCACUCCCUCAGUCGCGAAGACAGGGAGGCUGGGUGGAAGAUCAUCAACGACAGCCGCAGCGAUGCGCAGUCUAAGAACUCAUUCAUCCGCACCUGCGUUUCGGUCUACCUCCCUACCCUCUCCGCGUCCUGCUUCUGCGAGGGGGCCCUGGAGUUUGUCAGAUGGGAGGCUAUCUCCCUCGUCAGGUUUACCGACGACUUCAACCUCGACGACGAGUCGGCCAUCAGAUCCAGCUGCCUGGAGCAGCUCUGGAGACUCAUACUAGAAUCCCCAGACACGCACAUUGCGACCCGCGCCAUCUCCAUCAUGGCUGUAGAGGUGUACCUCAACAGCGAUCUCCUCCUAGCGUACCCGCCGUCCCGCAUGCGUCGGGUGCAUUCCUCUCUCGUGACGAGAUGCUUUUUGCAGCUCAGGGAUGCGGCCAACGAGAUUAGAGCUUCCACCGAGAGCAACGGGAGAUCGGACGACGGCGGCGGAGAAGAGACGCCCAUGGCUACCGACGGCUCGACCGAACUGGCCCCUUCCCGGAACCAGGAGCGCAUCUUUACGCGCUCACUGCAGUUCCUCAAGCACUUUCUUGACUCCUACCAGUCGAGACCAGAGCUCUCACCACCGGAUCUCCGAGCUGUCAUGUGCCGGCCGCCCUCAGAAGUAGCAGGCGACUUGGCCCAGCUCAAGUACCAAUCCUUUGAUGGAGUGCAGCAGACCGAUGUCAAGCCACUCAACAUCGGGAGACGGAACACGGCGGCAUCUCUCCUGGCCAGCAUCAAGAAGGAAACUGGCUUCGACAACUACAGCGCAUACUACCGUGGCCAGCGUUUCCGUCCGACCGAGCGGGACGUCAGCAAGUCUCUCGAGGACCUCCAGAUAAGCGAAGGACUGAUCCUGGUCAGGCGAGAGCAAGAGGAUGGAGAUGGGGAAGAAGGGUCAGACGGUGAUAAGAGCCAAGGAGGUGAAGGCGACUCGCCAAGGCAUCCGGAGAGGAGCUCUCUCAAGACUGAGAUAAUGUCUCAUUUCCGUGAGAUGUGGGGCUAUCUCAACUUGCAAGAACACCUCGCUCGCGAGAUAUACAAUUUCCUGGUAUGGCUUCCCGCUGACGUGGGCUUCAUCAAGUCGUUCGAGGACGAGAAAACGUCCUACAAGGACAUCUUCCCGCGUGGACAACCGUUCAGGUCAUUGUACGCCAUCCACGCCCUCUUCGAGUACAAGGAAUUGGCUGUGCAGUCAAGGCGCCUGGGGGAUUUGCCUAGUACGGUGGCGGGGACUCCCGAUUCCAACAAGUUCCCGGGCCUUCCGCGGAUAACUUAUUCCAAGGCGAGAGGGCGGAGCGUGUCACUCGUGCUGCAGGCAAUCCUGGACCCGGAUGUGGUGGCUCACAUGAGCGCACGGCUGGAACUGGAGUUGACGAGCUCUCUCAUGCAUAUCCUCAUGCAGUGGCUCCAGGACUCGGAGCAGACGCCCGUCGAACUCGCCAGUGCUGGUGUCACCUCGCCCGCUAGGUUUCUCGACGUCCUAUCCAACGCGGUCGACUCCGACGAGGACUCUGCAGGCAGCCUGGCGGUCAACACAUUUGCCGUCCUGCUGCACCUGGGACUCCAGGAUGCGCAGUUCUGGGGCGCUCUGAUCCUAGACAGCAAGUUUGAGAGGAUAGCACGCGACAUGAUGCUCCUCGAUCGACGGAGCCAGAUCAGGAUGGUCAUCUACAAGAUCAUCCAAGAGUCUUACGAAAGCGAGAGUCGCCUUCUCCAGAAAUCACCUGGCGGCCAAGCGCCGGAUGGCGACGGGGAAUCGAAGCCGUACCGCAUCGCCCUCUACUUCUGGAACCUUGGACAGGAGCUUCUCCCCCGGGUCUCCGAGAGACCAGAUCAGUGCCGCGAUCUGUUUGGGCUUCUCUACAACCUGAUGAUCAAGGUAUUUGUCUACAAUCCCGAGCUCGUCAGCCUCUCCUGGCUGGCCACUACCUGCAGCCGGUCGCUCCUGGACCACCAGCCGACCGAGACUGUGGACCAGCCAGAGCCGUUUGACCCGGUACCUAGGGGGUUCGUAUCACUGCUGCACAUGUGUCUACAGAUUGACGAGAAGAUCGCCACAUCGGAUGUCUUGCCACGUGAACUGGCGUACGACCUCUUUUGGCACCUCCUAUUCCCCAGGUCUCGCGACUCGUUCAACGAGCCUGUGCCUCGCGUGGUGCUGAACCUGGAGACGCGAGCCAAGGUCUGCGAAGUCAUCUUCCGUCUGGUGAAGAACGAUCGCAGCAGUCUUGUGGCCGUGCUGGAGAGUAUGAACGAGGUCCUCCCCUUCUCCAUGACGGACGACGACGACACUCCGUACCUGUACGAGAUACCGUACUCAUUUGACCGCCAAAAAGCGCUGCGGUCAUCGUGCGGAUAUGUCGGGCUGCGCAACCUGUCUAACACGUGCUACCUCAACUCGCUGAUGACGCAGCUCUUCAUGAACACGAGCUUCCGCGACUUCAUCAUGUCGGCCGAAGUUCAGGACCCCGACGACACCCGCCAGGAGAUGCUCAGCAACACCAAGAAGAUGUUUGGCUUCAUGCAGGAGAGCUACCGCCGCUACGUGGACCCCAUCGACUUUGUCGAGACGGUCAUGACGUACGACAACACCCACAUAGACAUCCACAACCAGAUGGACGUUGACGAGUUCUACAACCUCCUGUUUGACCGCUGGGAGAGUCAGCUCAUCUCCCAGGCGGAGAAGAACAGGCUUCGCUCGUUCUACGGAGGCCAGCUCGUCCAGCAGAUCAAGUCGAUGGAGUGCGGGCACAUCUCCGAGCGGCUCGAGCCCUUUUCGGCCAUUCAGUGCGACGUGCAGGGCAAGACGUGUCUGCAGGAUAGCCUGCAGGCUUAUGUCGAUGGCGAGGUCUUGGAGGGCGAUAACAAGUACAAGUGCUCUUCGUGCGACCGCCACGUCGACGCCGUGAAGAGGGCCUGCCUCAAGGACCUCCCCGACAACAUCAUAUUCCACCUCAAGAGGUUCGAGUUCAACCUCAGGACGCUUCAGCGGAACAAGAUCAACGACUACUUCACGUUCCCCGACAAGAUCAACCUGAAGCCAUACACCGCCGAGAGCCUAAACAACCCCGAUGCCGAGGGGGAAGACAUGUUUGAACUUACGGGCGUCCUCGUCCAUGCCGGCACGGCCGAAUCGGGUCACUACUACUCGUAUAUUCGCGAGCGACCGACGAGCCCUGAUCGACCCAGCUGGGUAGAGUUUAAUGACGACAUCGUCACCCCCUGGGACCAUUCGCGGAUGGAGGCGGCCACAUUCGGCGGGCCGGAGGCUCGGUCAUCAUACGACAACAACGGGGUCCCAUACGACAAGGCCUACAGCGCCUACAUGCUCUUCUACCAACGCGCAUCUUCGUUGAAGCGUCAGCAGCAGGAGGUUGAGGAGAAGAAGCUCCCCGUCCCCGUACACGUCAAGAUGGACAAGGAGCAGGAGGAACAUAUCCUUGAUGAGAACACCAACCUCCUCCGUCGCCACUGCCUUUUCGACCCGACGCACGCGACUCUCGUCCAGAAGCUGUUCCAGCGGGCAGCAGUCCUGGACCGUGCCCUGGGAAGCACUGUCACCACGGGCACCACGGACACCCCGGUGAUGAUGGACGGCAACGGCGACAGCGACAAUGAGGACGCGUCGGUCGACAGCUCGCCGACCCAGAGCCUGCGGGACCUCGCCAUGGAGGUGUCCCUCAGCUACUUUGACCAGGUCGUGUCGCGCAAGAGAGAGGCAGCUCAAGACUACAGCCUGAUUGGGAUGAUAUCCACCGCCGUCGAGAGUUCUGCACUGGAUUCGUUUUGGUUCUACAAGUACUUUUACCAGCGCCCGGCGGCCCUGCGGUCGCUGGUACAGCGCAACCCCGAGGCGGCCAACCGCCAGUCGACGUCGCACAUCAUGCUGCGGGCGCUGAAGAAGAUCUCGGACGACAUGCCGCGCUUCUACCAUGUGUAUGACGGCGGGGAAGGAGAGGGUCCUACGUCGCCAGGCACGGCCGAUCCCGCGGUUUACCGAGCUGCCUCAGAAGAUGUGGGUAUUCCGGUGCUUGCCGGUGUCAUGGAUCUGUUCCGGUACAUGUGGAGGUAUUUUUACAUACACAUCCGCGCGUGGGACGAUCAUUUCGGUAUGCUGGUACGGUUCGCGAGGAUGGGAGACCGCGAGACAUCGUACGUCCUCGCGGAUGACUGCCUCCUCAAGCUGUGCCGCAUCAUUGCCGCGGACCCCAUCGCCCCCAUGGCAGCCAACUACGCCCGGAUGCUGCAGAACAUCCAGAGGAGGAUGAACAACAGGCCGCCAUCGUACCAGGAGAUCGUGCUCGGGAUCGAACACCUGCUGAUGCAGAUGGCGCCCACUCUGGGGCCCAACACGAUUACCGAGUCCGCGUCGGACCGGCUCCUGGAGGAGCAGCCGCCAUUCAGCUGGACGUCUGCGGAGGCCGCUUUUUUGCACGACCACCCAGAGGGACUGCCCUACAGCUUCUUUGUCGAGAAGCUGGUGGGCAUCGACCAGAUGCCGGACGCGACGGACAGGAUCGUGGCACGGCUGGUCCGGACGAGCAACCGCAUGGAUCUCGCCGUCGCACAGACUCUCGAGGCCAACAUCCGCGGUGACUCGCCGUCGCAACCUGUUGACUGCUUCCUCCGCGUGGCAGCCGGAUAUCUGAGCUGGACUCCUGUCCUAUCCCACGCCCAGAACCUGCUGGCCCACGUGGCUGCCGAAGCCAGAAGGAUACACACGGCCGACAUGCAUGCCGUGGUGUCGCUGUUCAGCAACGCCAUGGUUCUGGGAUCGGCCAACCGAGACUCCCCGCGGCAGAUGCUGCACGAUCACGCCGUCAAGCUGAUUCCGCACUGGGCACCGACCGGACUGACGCACCCGUCAUCUGACGUCAGGGCCGGCGUCCUGAGCAUUCUCGAAGAGGAGAUAUUCAGUAUCCCUCUCGAGUAUGACUUUGGUGACGAGGCGGCAGCGGCAGCGGCAGCGGAAUCGGAGACGAGCAGUGAGGAUGAUGAUGAUGGAGGUGUUCAGUCACAGGAGCAGCAGCAGCAGCAGCAGCAGACGAGACGCAAUCUCGUCACCACGACGGCUCAGCAGCUGGGCGUUUCCUGCCUCAAGCACCUGCACGAGACGCACGUCAAGACCGGGGCACCUAUCGCUAGGGAGCAGGCCGACUGGAUCGUCAGGGUUGUCAGGAAGUGCAGGAGAUACUAUGAUCUCGAGAGCGAGUCUCGCGAGAAUUUGUACGCUGUGUUUGAGAAUCUACAGCAAGGCGUCAAUGAAACCCUGCGUCAACUUAUUGUCGAGCAAAUCAACGAUGAUGGAACUGGUGAGUAUUUCUUUCCUAUCCGAGAAGAUGAUUUGAGGAUUAGAGGAAGACUGAUCAAGGGAUAUUGUCUGAAAACAGACUGGGAAGCAUCCUGCACUUCGUCACAGCAGAUGGAUGGGGUGACGACGGAGUUGAGCCCUCGUGGUAUG